CAGAAUGGAAGGCUCGGCAACAGAAGAGAAAGGUUCCCCCAAUGGGUUAACAAAGAGAUCAUCAACAGUUUCCUUCACAAAACAGAUUCAUACGAACGGAAGAGAGCACCAAGGAUCUGUGACAUCGUUUCGAAAUUCCUCCACAGCUCCACUCUACAGUUCAAAAGAACUCCUGAAACAAGGUCUCGUAGAGAAAUAUACAUCAUGUCGCUGGAUGGUGACGUUUUCUUGUUUUAUUAUCGUCACGUGUUCUAUUAUGUUACGUCAGUGCAUGAGUAUGGCAGUCGUCUGCAUGGAAUCUAAUUACAACGCUGCUACAAACUUCGUUGACAUGGGAAACUACUCAAAUGUAACAAGAAAUUUGACAACACAGAGAGGGCUUUGGGACAUUGUUUGGGACAGUGAGAUGGAGGGGCUGAUUUUACAAUCCUAUUUCUACACUUUUCCCAUCACGCCUCUCAUUGGCGGGUAUCUGUCCGGGAAAUUUAGCGGGAAGAUGGUAGUGAUUGUCAUGACGUUGUGCCUGGUUACCUUGUCUGCCGUCACGCCCAUUGCUGCGACAGUCAGUCCGUACAUUGUAGUGGUCUUACGUUGUUUGAUAGGGUUAUCUUCGGGAGGUCUGCAGCCAAGUAUUACAGCCAUUCUUUCCAAAUGGGCACCUUUGUCUGAGCGUGCGCAAAUAGUCGCUGUCGCGAAUGCAGGUUUAAUGAUUGGUUCCAUAUUUACCUUUUCCGUGUCGGGACUUUUGUGUACCAUUCCAAUACAUAACGGAUGGCCUUUCAUAUUCUACGUCUUCUGUAUACUCAAUGUGUUCUCUCUGUUGUUAUGGGUGUGUAUUGUGUAUGACAGACCAGAUGACCACCCAAGAAUUACGUGGAAAGAAAGGGCUCUCAUCAAUUAUAAAAGGAGGUACAGUACGUUAGAAAAGAUGCCAUCGCCUCCUUGGUUGAAAAUCUUGACCUCUGGUCCUUUUUGGGGACUGCUGAUGGCCCAUAUGUCACAUGGCUUCCUGUUUACGACAAUCGGAACUUUUCUUCCCUUAUAUAUGAGCGAUGUUUUGAAGUUUGAUAUAGCAACGAAUGGCCUCCUGUCCUCUCUCCCUUUCAUUGGCCGAUUCAUUGGGGCCAUCGGAAGUGGAAUAUUGGCAGACAAUUUGAUGACGAAAGAAUAUCUUUCGGUAACCGCCACCAGAAAGAUUUUUCAUGCGUCUGGUAUAGUAUUAUCUACGCCCUUCUUGAUUUGGAUGAGUUACAUGGAACAGUCGGAGAGGACAACAGCUGUCAUUUUACUUGUGACAUACUGGACAGUCCAAUCUCUGAAUAACUCGGGCUUCCGAGUAAACCACAUCGAUAUCGCACCAAGGUUUGCUGGUGUUUUGAACGGCAUGACUGCCACUAUGGCUUCAGUUGCUGCCCUUAUAUCACCCAUAAUUACAUCGGAAUUGACCAAAAACGGCACCCCGGCUGAGUGGCAGACUGUUUUCUUCAUCUGUUCUGGAGUGGGCCUGGCCGGAGCUCUGGCCUUCGUUCUCCUCGGCAGUGGCCUGGAACAAGAAUGGGCGAAAGACCCCAACAUGAAUGUUGACAUUGAUAUAUCAGUAACCGAGGAAAAGACGCAGCAUUUCAACGGGGAAGGUACAAUUGCUGUUGAUCGUGAGGAAAAUGAUAGAAUGAAUGAGAUGAUCGAUACAGCAAGUCAUGGCGGAAAUGUAAAUAAAGCCUUUGAUGAGGAAGUAAUGGAAGGAAUUAUUGGCCAUGUAAAACUGUCCUCCUCCUUUAAAGUCCAGUCACGUGAUUUUGUUGUACCCAAAAGGACCGUUGUGGAAUCCUCUGAUGACAAAAGCGAUUUUAAAAAUAAAACAAGAUCAAAUGAAGUAUGUCAUUCAAGAAGAAAUAGUGAUACAUCUGUUUUUCUACAGAGAACAAAACACAGUAGAGAUAACUUGAGAUUGUAUUUACCGAACAGUAAUAAUGAAAUAAACCAGUUGCAUUACUUAGAUGAUGACAAGCAUAAAGCUGGUGAACUUGAGAUUACUCGUCUCUGAUAAACUUGGAAUUAUAUCCCAGGUCAACUGUAAAAAGAUGAUAUAAAUAAAAGAUGAUAUGAUUUA
Saccostrea cuccullata (small rock oyster) is the source of this 2110-nucleotide messenger RNA. RefSeq names its product sialin-like. Gene Ontology annotation, molecular function: transmembrane transporter activity. NCBI's taxonomy places the organism in Eukaryota, Metazoa, Mollusca, Bivalvia, Ostreida, Ostreidae. Bases 5 to 2044 code for a protein of 679 amino acids. Gene Ontology annotation, biological process: transmembrane transport; monoatomic anion transport. The record is from RefSeq and is a predicted model, not a curated record. Gene Ontology annotation, cellular component: membrane. The transcript has 11 exons.